This is a messenger RNA of Cyphellophora europaea CBS 101466, 1404 nucleotides long. RefSeq lists its product as uncharacterized. Gene Ontology annotation, molecular function: transmembrane transporter activity. NCBI's taxonomy places the organism in Eukaryota, Fungi, Ascomycota, Eurotiomycetes, Chaetothyriales, Cyphellophoraceae. Gene Ontology annotation, cellular component: fungal-type vacuole membrane. The record is from RefSeq and is a predicted model, not a curated record. The coding region runs from base 1 to 1404 and encodes 467 amino acids. The transcript has 3 exons. Gene Ontology annotation, biological process: transmembrane transport.
AUGGCGCCCGACGCCGAGAAGCAACAACAACACCAUCAUCUGCCCUCAGGAAACACAUCAUCACAUACUCUAUCCAAUUCCGACCUCGGCAAAGAAGUUCCGGUCUCUCAGAAUGCAGAGCCUCAUUCCGAGAAGCCUGCAGUGGCGGCAGCGCCUCCCGCUGGCCCUCCGGGCGGACCCCCGGGGAUGUCGCCGCCGCCGAACGGUGGCACGACGGCGUGGCUGCAGGUGGUGGGGUCGUGGAUGUUGUUCUUUAAUACGUGGGGUAUCUUGAAUACUUUUGGCGUCUAUCAAACCUAUUACGAGUCCGGCGAGCUCUUCCGCGAAACGUCCUCCAACAUCUCGUGGAUCGGAUCCAUCCAGGCUUUUCUGGUGCUCAUGGUCGGAUCCAUCAGUGGGCCCAUCUACGAUCGAGGCUACUUUCGUGUGCUUUUGCUGGUAGGCUCGUUCCUGGUGGUGUUUGGCCACAUGAUGCUCAGCCUGUGCCAUGAGUUCUGGCAGUGUAUUCUGGCGCAGGGCUUCACUAUUGGCAUUGGCGCUGGUUGCCUCUUCGUGCCCGCCAUUGCCAUCAUGCCUACGUACUUCUCCAGCAAGAUCGGGCUGGCUAUUGGCCUCGCUGCCUCGGGCUCGAGCAUGGGCGGCAUCAUCUACCCGAUCGUGUUCUACCGACUGAUCGACCAGAUCGGCUACGCUUGGAGUGUGCGUGUCCUCGGAUUCAUGGCUCUCGCGACGCUCAUUAUCCCGCUCGCGGUCAUGAAGAUGCGCUUCAAACCGCCCAAGGCACGCGCCCUGGUGGACUGGUCGGCUUUCACUGAUGUCCACUACAUGACGUUCGUCUUCGGCGCCAUGAUCGGCUACAUCGGCCUGUACGUCUGCUUCUUCUACAUCUCCUUCUACGGCCAGCAGCAGCGCAUCACCGACACGGACAUGAGCUUUUAUCUCGUGCCCAUCCUCAAUGCCGGCAGCGUCUUUGGCCGGACGUUGCCGAACUGGUUGUCUGACUACACGGGGCCGUUGAACACUAUUGUGCCAGGCGCCCUAAUCACCGGCGUCCUUAUUCUCUGCCUCAUGGCCGUCAACAGCGCCGCCGCCCUGAUCGUCGAAGCCGUGCUCCUCGGCUUCUUUUCUGGUAUCUACAUCGCCUUGCCUCCUGUCAUCUUUGUGCGACUCACACCUGAUGUCUCAAAGAUCGGGACGAGAAUAGGCAUGGGUUUUGCGCUGCUGGGAGCCGGCGUGUUGGCAGGUGGGCCCGGUGGAGGUGGGAUCCUGCAGCGGAGGGGAGAUGGGGCGGAUCUGGAUUGGACGGGCACUUGGAUUUAUGGCGGAGUGUGCACUCUCGCGAGUGCGGCGAUUAUGGCGAGCGUGAGGGUUAUGCGCGCUGGGUGGGCUGUCAAGAAGAUUUGA